Molecule: messenger RNA, 1204 nt
Organism: Dendrobium catenatum
Lineage: Eukaryota; Viridiplantae; Streptophyta; Magnoliopsida; Asparagales; Orchidaceae
Product: ABC transporter I family member 19
Exons: 6
Coding region: 110-973 (287 amino acids)
Molecular function (GO): ATP hydrolysis activity; ATP binding
Source: RefSeq, a predicted model, not a curated record
AACCUAACCAGGGAUUGGAACGCACAGAAUAAUUUCUCAUUUGGCAGAGUAGCACGUCAGAUCUAUUCGACGUGCGAGUGGGCAGCCAGCGGGCCGAAGAGCCAGAGAAAUGGCGGAAUCCGGCGGUGGGAUCGAGGUGACGAGCAUGCAGUUCGCCUACGAUGGCCGUCAACCGAUUUUUGCGCGCUUCAGCCUCAAGGUCUCUCCUGGUUCUCGCUGUCUGCUCAUCGGAGCUAAUGGAUCUGGCAAGACUACUCUGCUAAGGAUUUUGGCAGGAAAACACAUGGUAGGAGGAAGGGAUGUUGUCAGAGUCCUUAAUUGUUCAGCUUUUCAUGAUACACACCUUGUUUGUAGUGGAGAUCUUGCUUACUUGGGAGAAUCUUGGAGCAAAACUGUUGGUUCCACUGGUGAUGUUCCACUCCAAGGUGAUUUCUCAGCGGAGCACAUGAUAUUUGGAGUUGAAGGGGCUGAUCCACUUAGGAGGGAGAAACUGAUUGACCUGCUUGAUAUUAACUUGCAAUGGAGGAUGCAUAAAGUUUCAGAUGGCCAGCGCCGUCGUGUCCAAAUUUGCAUUGGCCUUCUUCAGCCAUACAAGGUAUUGUUGCUCGAUGAGGUGACGGUCGACCUAGAUGUCGUCACAAGAAUGGAUUUGCUCGAUUUCUUCAAGGAAGAGUGUGAACAGAGAGGAGCUACCAUUGUUUAUGCCACCCAUAUAUUUGAUGGCUUAGAGGCCUGGGCGACAGACUUGGCCUAUAUCCAAGAAGGGGAGUUGAGAAGAUUAGCAAAAGUAGCUGAUAUUCAAGAGCUAAAAGAUGCCAAAAACUUGCUCUCUGUUGUUGAAUCAUGGCUUCGGUCUGAGACCAAGCUACCCAAGAAGGAACUUAUUGGUUUCCAUGCAAAGUCUACUGGGUCUUCUUCUCCCUUUGAUGCGUCUCCCUUCAGAUCUUCAAGGCAUAUGGCAUACUACCGUUGAACUUAAAAUAUUUAUUGCAAACAGAGACAAGAACUAGUUUACUAUGUAUUUUACCUUACAGGUGAUGUGAAAUUCGUGAAUUGAAAUGGGUAAAUGCAUAAAUGGUUAUUACAGAAUGCAGAUUGUUUGUCACAUAGUGUAAGCAAGUCUUUAAGACUUUGCUAUUGGAUUUGUAAUAUUGUACUGUUAUGUCAGUAAUAAUUAUGAUUAUAUUUGAUUAAACUUGAGGAG